AUGGAACAAAGGAGAGGCGCUUCAUGGCGAAAGAUACAUGUAAGACUUGCCUUCAUGGUUGUAUCGUUGCUGUUUGGAAGAGCGGUAUGGGCACAGAUACGGUAUUCUGUCUCUGAAGAGCAGAAGGAUGGUACCGUGGUUGGAAAUAUUGCAAAGGAUCUAGGAAUUGAUGCAAGAAGUUUAAGAGAGAGAGGAUUCCGCAUCGUGUCAUCCUCAGGGGAAUCACUGUUUAAGGUAAAUCAGAAUGACGGAGCGUUGUAUGUUAGUGGAAACUUAGACAGAGAGACGGUGUGUGAGAAAAGCACAUCGUGCACGAUCGUUCUCAAAAUCGCCAUGGAAAAUCCACUGGAGAUUCAUUAUGUGACUGUAGAGAUUAUAGACGUGAAUGAUCAUGCUCCUGUUUUUACUGAAAAAGAAACGCUCUUAGAGAUAUGGGAGUCGGCGUUACCCGGAACCCGUUUUCAGCUUCAACAAGCCCACGACUCUGACAGCGGAUCAAAUUCUAUUCAAACAUAUAAACUCAGCCAGAACGAUCAUUUCCGACUCGAAGUCAAAGAUCGUGGAGAAGGUGGUAAAAUUCCCGUUCUGGUCUUACAGAAGCCUAUAGACAGAGAGGUAAUGCAAAGCAUGAACAUGUUAUUAACUGCUGUCGACGGUGGAAGACCCUCCAAAUCUGGAACAAUGGACGUAACUGUUCGUGUAUUGGAUGUAAAUGAUAACAUGCCAGUUUUUACCAAGGACGUUUAUUCUGCUCAGCUAAAUGAAAACACACCUAUAGGUACCACUGUCAUACGAGUGAAUGCCACAGAUUUAGAUGAUGGCUCAAAUGGAGAUGUUGUUUAUGCGUUUUCUAAUAGUGUUCACAGUAACUUGCGCAAAAUGUUUAAUAUAGAUUCAAUCACCGGAGAAAUUGUUGUGAAAGGGCACAUUGAUUUUGAAGCAACGAGUGCUUAUGAAAUUGAUAUAACAGCAUCAGACAAAGGUACUGUACCACUGACAACAGAUAAAAGUGUGAUUAUAAAAAUAGUCGAUGUCAAUGACAAUGCGCCGGAAAUAGAGUUGACAUCACUUUCAAGCUCUGUUUCAGAAGAUUCCAGACCAGGCACUACAGUUGCUUUGAUAAGCGUGACUGAUUUAGACUCUGGAAUUAACGGAAAAGUUUUCUGUUCGGUUCCUGAAGAUAUACCAUUUAAAUUAAUGGCGUCUUCACAGGACAAUAUUUAUUCAUUAGUUACUACAUCAUCCAUUGACAGAGAGAAGCAAUACGUGUAUGACAUUACAUUAGUUGCCAAAGAUGCAGGAGAACCGUGUUUAUCAUCGGUCAAAACUUUAACAAUCUUGGUAUCAGAUAUAAACGAUAAUAAUCCAGAGUUUUCUCUCUCCCCUUACACAUUUUACGUUAUGGAAAAUAAUAUUCCAGGCAUGUCGACAUUCUGUAUUUCGGCUUCUGACAGAGACACAAAUGAAAACGCAGUAGUCACAUAUGAAAUACUGAGAGAAAAUAGCGAUGAUAAUAAACAAAUGUUUAUGAAUAUAAAUGCGGAAAAUGGGUGUAUUUACGCGUUAAAAACAUUCGACUUUGAAAGUGUAAAAACGUUCCAGUUCCAUGUGCUCGCUACAGAUUCUGGAACUCCGUCACUAAGCAGCAACGUCACAGUGAAUGUGUUCAUUCUGGAUCAGAACGACAACGCUCCAGUGAUCUUAUAUCCAGUCAGCGCUAACGGUUCUGCUGAAGGUGUGGAGGAGAUUCCCCGCAAUGUCAACGCAGGACAUUUAGUGACUAAAGUGAGAGCCUAUGACGCGGAUAUAGGAUACAACGGCUGGUUAUUAUUUUCACUGCAGGAAGUGAGUGACCACAGUCUGUUUGCUUUGGACCGUUAUACAGGACAGAUAAGGACCCUUCGCUCAUUCACAGAAACAGAUGAUGCUGAACAUAAGCUGGUCAUACUGGUCAAAGACAAUGGAAACGUUUCACUUUCAGCAACAGCGACUGUGAUCAUUAAACUUGUUGAACCCAAAGAGACUUUUGCUGCGGCCGAUGUUAAAAACGUAGUAAAAGAAGAGAAAGGAAACGACGUGACAUUUUAUUUGAUCAUUACCUUGGGAUCGGUUUCAUUUCUUUUCAUCAUAAGUAUCAUUGUGCUGAUUGUAAUGCAGUGCUCCAAAUCUACAGACUAUUCCUCCAAAUAUUUACAAGAUACAAAUUACGAUGGGACACUGUGUCACAGCAUCCAGUACAGAUCUGGAGAUAAACGCUACAUGUUAGUAGGACCCAGAACUAGUAUCGGUUCUACUCUAGUUCCAGGCAGUAAUGCGAAUACGCUAGUGAUACAAGAUCGCAGGAGAAGAACUUCUGGUGAGGAAGUGAGUGACCACAGUCUCUUUGCCUUGGACCGCUAUACAGGACAGAUAAGGACCCUUCGCUCAUUCACAGAAACAGAUGAGGCUGAACAUAAACUAGUCAUACUGGUCAAAGACAAUGGAAACGUUUCACUUUCAGCAACAGCGACUGUGAUUAUCAAACUUGUGGAGCCAAAAGAGGCUUUUGCUGUGUCCGAUGUCAAAAAUGCAGUAAAAGAUGAGGGGGAUAAUAAUAUUACAUUUUAUUUGAUUAUCACUCUAGGUUCAGUUUCAGUACUUUUCAUCAUCAGUAUCAUUGUGUUAAUAGCAAUGCAGUGUUCCAAAUCUGCAGACUAUUCCUCCAAGUAUUUACAAGAUACAGCUUAUGAUGGGACAUUGUGUCACAGCAUCCAAUACAGAUCCGGAGAUAAACGGUACACAUUAGUUGGUUCCAGAAUGAGUAUUGGUUCUACUAUAGUUCCAGGCAGCAAUGGGAAUACUCUUGUGGUACAAGAUCGCAGGAGGAGAACUUCUAGAGAGGUAAAGUAUUGCUCAUUCUAGGCCUGAUGUGGAUUUUUUUGUAUUUAGCAUAAAAUAUACAAUAUAGAUUCUGGUUAUGAACUCAUUAAAUCAUUUAAGCCUUAUUUUAAGUAAUGAUCAUGACACUGGAUUUAAUAAGAAUGAAAUAAAAUGCUUUAAGCUGUAAUCAUAACUUUCAGCAUUUCUAAUUUACGAUAGUUGUAUGAACUCUCAUUUAUUUGCAGAUGUGAAAUAUUGAUUGGUGCUUGGUAGAAUUUUCUAUGAGUUUGUUGUGGUCAGUAUGUAGUACAGUAGUUCUUUAUUAGGGAGUUUUAAUCACACUCAGUUAAAUGCAUUGAAGCACUCACUUUCCCUUGCUCUUUCUUUCUUACUCUUUCUAUUUAGCCAGUAGGAAAACGGAAUGGCUAUUAGAUUACAGUAUUUGAAAUAUUUCAGGCAAGGACUAAUGUCAUCUUUUGUUAUAUUUGUGAACUCAUUCUCUUUGCUUUAUUGUAAUUUAUUUAUCUUAUUCCUUGUGUCCCAUCUAUAAGCUGUUUUUUUUUUAUUCUUGCUUGCUCAGCUCUUUGCUGCCUGAAAGACAGAUACUUAGACACAUACACAGCCCAGUAAAUUAACAAUGUAGUAUUAGGAAGGCAUAUGAUUUCAUAAAUAAUUGUAAGAAUUAUGCCUUUGCAUCUAGGCCCUACCGCUCUUGCCAGCUUACAAGCUAUUCUGCUAAUUAGUCUUUUUGGUAAUUGUUCUGUUUCAAAAAAGAGUUAUAAUUUAGUUGUAAUUUACUGCUUCUUUCUUA
Molecule: messenger RNA, 3670 nt
Organism: Ictalurus furcatus (blue catfish)
Lineage: Eukaryota; Metazoa; Chordata; Actinopteri; Siluriformes; Ictaluridae
Product: protocadherin beta-3-like
Exons: 2
Coding region: 1-2901 (966 amino acids)
Biological process (GO): homophilic cell-cell adhesion
Cellular component (GO): plasma membrane
Molecular function (GO): calcium ion binding
Source: RefSeq, a predicted model, not a curated record